This is a messenger RNA of Drosophila hydei, 3403 nucleotides long. RefSeq names its product zwei Ig domain protein zig-8 (gene dpr10). NCBI's taxonomy places the organism in Eukaryota, Metazoa, Arthropoda, Insecta, Diptera, Drosophilidae. The coding region runs from base 428 to 1681 and encodes 417 amino acids. Gene Ontology annotation, biological process: synapse organization. The transcript is spliced from 8 exons. The record is from RefSeq and is a predicted model, not a curated record. Gene Ontology annotation, cellular component: neuron projection membrane.
CAGUGAACACAUGCGAGAUAGGCGCUGCGGGUUACGCGCGCGAAUCAGAAUCCCAAGUCGGAUCCAAAUUCAAAUUCGAUAACAAAAACCAGUUGAUAUAGAUCGUGUUUUUAGAAACACGUGUCGCAAGUGACAUCUGCAUCUACACCAGUGUGUAAAAUUGUGUGUGACUUAUCAUUUACAGUGAGAAUGCAAAAAAGCGUAAUGCAACUAUAAUAGUGCAAAUACAAAAACACUUUCAGCUACCAAAUUGUAAGUCGAUAGCGGAAAUUAAGCAAAACUUGUGGAGAAAGCGAGAGUAUCGGGGCAAGUGAUAAAGAACCAGCAAACAGGACACUCCAGGAGUAAUCCAGCGAUAGACAGAGAGAGAGAGGGAAAACGAAGAACAGCGUGAAGCACACGGAACUGGACGCCCCUACCAAUCAAAAUGUUGACCCUUACGACGGUGCUCUGCUGCAUGAUGGGGCUAACAUUGUGCUACCAGCGGCAAUCUGUGAGCAACAACAACAAUCACAACAAUGUAGAUGCAAAACCAACACAUCUGCCGCCAUUACAUUAUCCGCAUGGCCACAAAUGGAAUGAGCCGUAUUUCGAUUUGACAAUGCCAAGGAACAUAACAUCCCUCGUGGGCAAAUCCGCAUAUCUGGGCUGCCGUGUCAAGCAUCUCGGCAACAAGACGGUCGCCUGGAUACGUCAUCGUGAUCUGCACAUACUCACCGUGGGCACAUAUACCUAUACAACGGAUCAGCGUUUCCAGACCUCCUAUCAUCGGGAUAUUGACGAGUGGACACUGCAAAUCAAAUGGGCCCAGCAGCGGGAUGCUGGCGUCUACGAAUGCCAAAUAUCGACGCAGCCGGUGCGCAGCUAUUCGGUCAACUUGAAUAUUGUGGACAUAAUUGAUGAGGAGACCAGCAGUCUGAUGCAGCAAUAUUACAACGACGAUGCCUUCUACAUAGCCGCGGAUCGGGUCUAUCAGUCCAGCGAUGACGAGUUUGCGGGCAUGUUUGGCCCCAUUCAGACAGUUGCGGUACCCACAGCAACGAUUCUCGGCGGACCCGAUCUCUAUGUGGACAAGGGCAGCACCAUAAAUCUAACAUGCAUCAUUAAGUUCAGCCCGGAGCCACCAACACACAUCUUCUGGUAUCAUCAGGAUAAGGUGCUCAGCGAGGAGACUGCGGGUGGUCGCUUGAAAUUUAAGACCAUUAAAUCGGAGGAGACCAAAUCAAUUUUGCUUAUCUACGAUGCGGAUUUAUUGCACUCUGGCAAAUACUCCUGCUAUCCAUCAAAUACAGAAAUUGCCAGCAUACGCGUCCACGUGCUACAGGGCGAGCGACCCGAAGCCAUGCAAACGAAUGCGGCACCAGCUGCUGCCGCUUUGGCCUGGGCUUGCCACACGAAACAGGCAACGCAGGCAGUCAAAGUAAUUAGCACAAUGGUUGCGGCAUUUGUAUUGUUGGAAGCCUGCUGCACGCUGCUGCUCCAGGGAACAGGCGGAGGAGGUGUAGGCGCUGGCGGUGGGGGAGGCUUAGUUGGAGGAGAAGAAAACAGAACACCACCGUUGCAGAGUCAAACGGCGCAGGCAGACAGGAACGGCAGCUGCCCUAACCGCGACCAUGGUGGCCAGCAGACGACGUCAACUUCGGCCAACCAUGUCAAUAAGAGGAGAACUACUGCGCGGUGAUAAAUUAAAGCUGUCUGGUUAGAAGCGCCACAGAAAUGCCACCGCCAAUGCGCCAGCCAAGCGACAGUAUGCAACUAAGUGGGUUGCCCACUGGAGGGCAAUCGAGAUAUGAAGCUUGGCUGUCGCGCGAAUGAUGCAAUGCAGCAGUAGCUGCACCGGCACCGGCCACUGGCAGCAGUUGCAAUGCAAAAUACUAAAACAAGAAAAGGUAAGCUAAUUACGCUAAUGAUGAGCUGUUGCAUAUGAUUCGUCAACUGCUGCUGGGCCGAUGCAGCAACUGCUUCUGAAAUACUCUCUAAGUUGUAAGUAAGUGCGUGUAUAAUUUAGUGGGCUGGGACUAGCUGACACGGGGACAGCUAUGUACAUAGUACUCUUACCUAAACUCAUAUGCCAGCACUAGAAACAUUAGUAAAAUAGAUAACAAAAAGUUUAGAGAAGCAAGAAAACUUAGAGGAAAACUUAAAUAAUGUAAAAUUCAUAUAUAUGCUACUAUCUAAUAAACGUAAUCAUUCAAACGAAAGCAAAUGGUCAGUUUUAGAACGUGUGGCAAUAAGCUAAUAUUCGAAAGGCCACACAAACUUAAUGCUAAUUUCGUUGUAUAUAUCGUCUGCUACGAGGACUUUGCGUGUGCAGUUUAUAAUCAGCAGUAGCUUAGACAAAUUUCAUGAUAAUCACUUGUAUAUAUUUAUAGACCUACAUAGUAAGCAAUGUAAAUAUUUACAAUAACUGCCCGUACCUAAUCAGGUGCAGUUGCAAAGCUAAAUAAUCCAUUUUAUUCAUCAAGUUUAUGUAUAUGAUUUGACAAUGUUCCUAUUACCAGGUUUGCAUUUCGAACGCUUUAUUUGUGAGUCUAGCUAAAUUUGUAUAGUCUAACAGCACAAAUUUAUUGGGCUUCACCUCUUCCAUCUUAAAUCAUAAAUUGUACUAGCUGAGUUUCUCCAUAGUUUGGCAACAUUGCAAAGCCGUUCGUUGGGCUAGUUCGGAAGGAUACAGAGCUCUUAUCUCUUUCCUCGAAAUGUCAUUCGACUGUCUAGAGUAUUCCAUAAGGUUUUCAGUAUGUGUGCACAGUCCCGAAACUCUGCAGCUUGUUUUAUUUGUGGCCACAACUUCAUCAUGUCCGGUUGUAUUUCCCAAGUAAGCUGCAAGUCACUUUGCCAAUGCCUGUCAACAAAAUAUUUGCAUUUAUAUUUGCCAAGCUGCCCGCUGAAGUCAAGUAGCGCCCAAGAAUUUAGUUUGUUUGAAAGCAUUUUGCCCAGUUUGCUGCCUGGAUCGAUGGCACUUGGUCGCGCAGGUACUUCUAUUCCCAGGAUAACGAUUCACGGCGCCUCCUAGAGGUCCUCCUGCGCUUGGCACCACUUAAUGUCUCCCAUUUAAAAAUGCAUGCGACUGUCCGCUUUAAUGGCCGGCCGACUAUUAAAUGUGAUGACCGUGCGCAAGGCAAGGGACUAGCUGGGCAUUAAACCGUUCAAAAUUGUAAAUAAAAUCGCAUAUAUGUAUUCGAAUAAAUAAAAGCUGCUUUAUUUAACUACAUGUUGUAGUAGUAUGUGUACUUUCCCAAAGAAAAACCAAUUGCUGUCAUAAAUAUUAAUAUUAAUAAUUAAAAAUUAUAAAUGCGCGUCAGUGAAAUUUGUCGCGACAUUUAAAGGAAUGUUUAAUGAGUGUAUGCAAAUGUUGCUAUAAACAUUAACGCAGAAGCGAGAAAGAAAGCCGAAAAUAUAAACA